Messenger RNA from Thermochaetoides thermophila DSM 1495, 981 nucleotides. Its product is annotated as putative ER-To-golgi transport protein. The record is from RefSeq and is a predicted model, not a curated record. The transcript has 3 exons. Bases 1 to 981 code for a protein of 326 amino acids. Gene Ontology annotation, biological process: endoplasmic reticulum to Golgi vesicle-mediated transport. Lineage: Eukaryota; Fungi; Ascomycota; Sordariomycetes; Sordariales; Chaetomiaceae. Gene Ontology annotation, cellular component: endoplasmic reticulum membrane; endoplasmic reticulum-Golgi intermediate compartment; Golgi membrane.
AUGCAGCGACCAACAUACAGCCACUCGCCCCCGCUACACCACCCCGUGCCGCAACACGUUUCGACUGUCCCACAACUCCGGUCACCACCACCGCUAGCAUCUUCGUACGAUGGUAGCCCCUACCAACCUCAGCCACAGCACCAGGCGCCGUCGGGCACCGGAAUGUUUGGGCCUUAUGCCAAUUUCAUAAACGACCCUGCCGCCCAGAUCGCAACACAAUUUGGCCAGUCUGCAUUCCGCCAUGGACAAGAAUACUUUGAGCAAAACGUCAACCGUUUCGUGAACGUGACCGCCCUCAAGCAUUACUUCAAUGUGACCAACAGCUACGUCCUCUCAAAACUGUUCCUGGUCCUGUUCCCCUGGCGACACAAGCCGUGGACGCGCCGUCAGGCCCCUGGAGGAGGUGGUCGCCCCGGUCAGGAGAAUUGGUAUUACUUGCCGCCGCGCGACGACAUUAAUAGUCCGGACAUGUACAUCCCAGUCAUGUCGCUGGUUACAUAUAUCUUCCUCCAGGCGCUAAUCUCGGGCUUGCGCGGCAAGUUCCAGCCCGAGCUUUUUGGCUACAUUGCGACCACCGCGGUAGUAGUCCAAAUCGUCGAGAUUCUCGGCCUGAAGCUUGGCUGCUAUCUUCUGAGCAUUUCCAACGAGAGCCAGUUGCUGGACUUGGUGGCAUACUCAGGAUACAAGUUUGUCGGCAUCAACGUGACUAUCAUUAUUGCUGAGAUUGUCAAUGGUGGCAAGGGAACCGGUGGCUGGGUUGGAUGGAUGGUGUUUCUUUACACCUUUCUGGCCAAUUCUUUGUUUUUGAUGCGUUCCUUGAAAUAUGUCCUCCUCCCUGAGAACAAUAACGACAGGGGGAAUCCCAUGCAGACCAUGCACCCACUUGAUUCACGCGCCAAGAGGAACCAGCGAACGCAGUUCCUCUUCUUCUACUCCUAUAUCGUCCAACUUUUUUUCAUGUGGAUCCUCUGCCGGUCAUGA